Messenger RNA from Bursaphelenchus okinawaensis, 538 nucleotides. Lineage: Eukaryota; Metazoa; Nematoda; Chromadorea; Rhabditida; Aphelenchoididae. The record is from the annotation of a GenBank genome assembly.
AUGUUGUCUUCUUCGCUUGCCGUCCGAUCAGUUAUCGGCUUCAAGCAGUCGGCGAUGCCUUCUCUCAGGGCGUUUCGUACGUGUGCCCCAUUGACUGGAGCAGCUUUGGUAAGUCCUGCUAGACCAACUAAGACCAUUCCGUCUUCUGCGGGACACUUCAAGUUGGAACGUCAAGUUUUCGUCGGCACGUUACCUUUGUUGCCACUGUCGUAUGUUGUUCACGGAACUGCUAUGGAUUGGCUUGUGACCGCUGCUAUUGUCGCUAACUGUCAUUUGUAAGUCCUUUUUUUACAGUUUUUCCUUAUAGGCGUUUUUAUAUCCAUUUUGGAUUGUGUUUAGUCAAUGUCAAUAUUGUUUUAGUGGAGGUCAUGCUGUUCUCACCGACUAUGCCCGCCCAAUUGUGAUUGGAGAAGGUGCUGCUAAGGCCGCUCAUUACUUGUCGUAUGUUGGAACCGCUUUGCUGGCCAUUGUCUUGAUCAACUUCAACAUUAACGACGUCGGAAUCACUCGUGCUUUUGAAUUGGUAUUCAGCUUGUAA